GUCACUGAAGCUCAAUCCCCUAAUCCCCUAUCCACCCCCUCCCUAUAAAUAGGGAACGGUGGCGGCGGUGGUGCCAGUCCGCAGCUGUCAGAGUAGCGCAGUCUCCCUCUUCAGGACUCGGAUAAAUCGUCGUCUACUUCUCCACCGCGGCCGAUCGGAGGAGGAAGGAACAAUGGACGGGGAUCAGGCGUCCAACUGGGCGGCGGCGCAGGGGAUCGGCGUCGGCGAGGACCUCAUCCCGGCCGCGCUGCGCCACCAGGACUUCCUCGAGGCCGUCGACCGCCGCCGCUGGCUCUACGAGGGACCGCUGCUCGACAGGGCCAUACGCAGGUACAAAGCUUGCUGGCUUCCCCUUCUUGCCAAGCACACUGAGGCUGCAAUUGUAGAUGGGCCUUUGGUUGUUCCACUUGACUGCGAAUGGAUUUGGCACUGCCAUCGGCUUAAUCCGGCUCAAUACGUAAAGGACUGCAAGCGAUUAUAUGGCAGAAUAUUGGACAAUAGCAACGUCGAGUCAUCCGUCCAAACAAAGUCCAAGGAUCAGGCUGCCAAAGUUUGGACUGAGUUAUUAUGUCCUGGGGAGCCCUUUGACCUGGAGUACACAAGUCCUUCUGAUGGUUCCGUUUAUGCCAGCAAUGAAGCUGCAGGGGGCAUUUCCUAUAAUUUGGUCUCAGCUGUUAGGAGACAGUCUUCUUUCGUCUACCAGGUUGGAACACCAAGCAUGCACGAUCGCCGUUUUCUUGAAGAAGCUUUAGCUCGAUACAAAGGGUUUUUGUAUGUGAUCAAGGUGAAUCAGGAGAAAGGAAGGAAGUUCUUUCGUGUGCCAACGUAUGAUGUGGAUCUCAUGUGGCACACUCACCAACUGCAUCCUGUUACCUACUACACUGACAUGAUGAAUCUCCUUGGGAGAGUUUUGGAGCAUGAUGACACAGACGAUGAUCGAGCUGUAGGAAAGAAGCUUGACACCGGGUUUUCUGGAACCACGGAGCAAUUCGAGAAUAUCUUUGGUCUGAGAUACUGGAAGGUUGGUGCUAUGUACCGUGGAAACUUGCCAACUCCUGUGACAUCCACUCCUCAGAUAUUUACAACUCAGGAUGAUAAUGGUUUUGGUCUCGGUGAGGCAGACAAGCAUCUUACUAUUCUUGAAACAACAGUUCUGGAGUUGUAUUUACAAAUUGUGGACAUCAAGAAUUUACCAUCUUCAAUUCCUGAGAAAAGCGUGUAUGUAUGGUUCACCAAGAGUCAGCCAGAUCUGUUUAUCAGCGAUGGUGGCAGGUUAGAUAUUUUAGCAAAAACAGGGAAGAGUAUUGGAGCUGGUUUUCAAUGUGAACCUACUGGAGAACUCAUUCUGACAGUAAUGGUUGAUCAUUCCUAUUUUGGGGCAUCAUCGUCGAGGAAAUCAGAACCACUAGGGGAGGUCUCAAUCUCUCUUCAGGAACUUGCACAGCCUGAUUCCAAGCUUUCCUUUGAGAGAUGGUUUGAACUGAAAUCUCAUGUUGGAUAUGCCGGCUCCCCAGCCAUCAGUCUUCGUGUUGCUGCAUCUUCUACUGUCCCUAGGCGAGCUCCACAGGUGCUUAGCAUGAUCAAUGUUAAACCUUUCUCUCUGAAGGCCUGCCUAUUGCCACCUUCCGUCAAGGAUCAACAAAUGAGCUCCUGGACUCGCUUCGUGUAUGACUGUGGUACUGAACUUAUUCGUCUUCAGAUAAGGGAGAACAAGGCAAAGAGUGGCAUGCUUCUUAACCAGGAAUUGGUUGGAGUAACGAAGUCAUCAAAAAAGCCAUUUCAGCUUGCAGAAUUCAAGGAAACUAAAUGGUCUUUUAUUAACUCCAACCUAUCCAUCACCAGUGACCUUAAAAUAACCCAGGAUGGCUGCAUACUCGAGAUCAAAGGUGAUAACAAACUGAUCAAAAUAUACAGGGGAAGGAGACUAGCAUAUGAACUGAAAUGCUGCAGUCAGCAUGCUGAAGAUACUACAGCAGUUACUGCUGUGAAGUUCUCUGCUGAACACCCCUAUGGCAAAGCAGUCGCACUACUUGACACUGAAUCAGAGUUUAUCACGGUGGAUGAGGAUUGGUUUCUGCUUCCCUGGAUUGCAAUAUCGUUCUUGUUCCUGAAUGCCACUGACAAAGAUGGUGCGAAGCUCAUCGAAGGAGCCAUGGUUCAAGAGGGUGCAAUUGUUGAGCCUGAUACUACCAUGGCUUCUGAAACCGUGAAAGGUGGAGCAGAAGGCGCCAUGGCUGCUCCAGCACAAUGUGGCACUUGUGGGACGGCCUGUGAUGGUGACUUGGUCAUGGCAAGUGACAAGGAUGGUCAUGCUAGCUGUGAGGGCGCUGUCACCGCAAGCGGCAAGGUUGCUGAUUCUAAAUGUGGUGGUUGCGGAUCAGGCUGUGGUGGUGGCUGCAGUGGCUCCGUUGUCACAGUGAGCUCAAAGGGCGGUCUUGUGAGCAGUGGUGUUAUCGCAGGCGGCGGGAAUGGCCGUCUUGAAUCUGCUGGGUGUGGAUCUGGAUGCGGUAGUUCCUGUGGUAGCAACAUGGUUAUUGAAAGAUCCAUGACGCAGGGGAACACCAAGUCAGGUGGCUGUGGUUCGGGUUGUGGUGGUGGAGGAGGCUGUGGUGGCAUGGCCAUCGAAGGCUCCAAGGCUGGCAUCGUCAAGUCUAGUGGCUGUGGCUCUGGCUGUGGCUCGGGCUGCGGUGGUGGCUGCGGCAGCAUGGUGAUCGAAGGGUCCAAGGCCGGCAUUGUCAAGUCUAGUGGCUGUGGCUCUGGAUGCGGUGGCAGUUGCAGUGGCAUGGUGACCGAAGGCUCCAAGACUAGCUACGCAAAGUCUAGUGGCUGUGGCUCUGGCUGUGGUGGCGGCUGUGGUAGCAUGUUGAUGGAAGGUUCCAAGACCGGCUACGCUAAGUCCGGCGGUUGCGGUUCAGGCUGUGGAGGUGGUUGCAGCGGCAUGGUCAUUGAAGGCAAGACCGGCUACACUAAGUCAGGCGGUUGCGGUUCAGGCUGUGGUGGCGGCGGUUGCGGCAGCAUGGUCAUGGAAGGCAAGACCGGCUACACUAAGUCAGGCGGUUGCGGUUCGGGCUGUGGUGGCGGUUGUGGCGCCGGUUGCGGCAGCAUGGUCAUGGAAGGCAAGACCGGCUACACUAAGUCAGGCGGUUGCGGUUCAGGCUGUGGUGGUGGUUGUGGCGGCGGUUGCGGCGGCGGCAUGGUCAUGGAAGGCUCCAAGACCGGCCACACCAAGUCCAGCGGCUGAGGUUCAGGUUGUGGCUCCGGCUGCGGAGGUGGUUGCACCUGAAUGUUCUUGCCGACCAGGCCAUCUCUGCACCCCGCGGUACAGUUGCGCACGAUGGCUUGCGGUGCUGAUCUUUCAUCGGAAUAAGAACUACGCUCUUGUCCUGGACAGUUCCUCGUGUCCAUGUCCAGUGUCCAUGCAGUACGCCAUGCCUUGUGUUGUGAUGUCAAAUUAUAUGAUUUGUGCUACUUUGUGUAUAAGUACCUGAUUGUACAUAUCCUAUUUGAGUAUAUCCUUCUUUUCAAUGAAUCUUCCUACGAGGAAGCAGCAAUUUAUAAA
Molecule: messenger RNA, 3559 nt
Organism: Lolium rigidum
Lineage: Eukaryota; Viridiplantae; Streptophyta; Magnoliopsida; Poales; Poaceae
Product: glycine-rich domain-containing protein 1-like
Exons: 9
Coding region: 173-3241 (1022 amino acids)
Source: RefSeq, a predicted model, not a curated record